CCAAAUGCAAUCAAACCAUCCUUUCUUAUUCCAGCCUGAACCACUCCCUAAAUCAGUCGAUUACAGUAUAACAACAAUAGCUUUCAGGACAGUAGGCUAUAUUGAAUUUCGCUCUGGUGAUCAGUUAUGGGGACGCGGCGUGCACCACGCGCAGAUAGUGUGCACGAGGCUGUCGCUGACCUUGGUGCUGAACAGCCAGAGGUUCUCGCGACGUCAGAAAAGCUGGCUGUCUCCACAUGAGACGCGCAAGCCCAGCUCUGUGGUUUAUAGAAGCAACUCCACACACCGCCAGUUCCCGCUUUUGCUGAUUGUUUUUUUGUUUAAAAUUAUAUGGUUAUCACCGUAGACGCUUCUAACGUUUUUCUCUUUCGUUCGCUUUAGGAAUUAUCUGUAGAUUUUCAUCACGAUGGCAUUGCAUGCACUUGUACGUGAGGCGAACGAUGAGUAUGUAAUGGUGAAUGGGGAAUCAGGGCUCAUCUGAUUUCUCUCAUAUGUAGGCGUUUUACAGCGAUCGACGCGUGAUAGGCUACAGAUCUUGUCUGCUUUUCUUAUCAAAUAAUAAUAUACAUCGCUUGCUUCACGGGUUUGUUCGGUCACAUUGUACCGUAACAUGAAGCUUAAACAAUAGACAUUUUUGAGAAAAACAUUACAUUUGGAUAUGGAGUCCGUCAAGAUGAGAGCCAAAGAGGGGAUAAAGGAAUUUGGGGCGAAGACCCUGGGGCAGAUGUACAAGGUGAUGGAGAAGCGACAGGGAACUGGUGAAGUUAUCGAACUAACAGAGGACGGCAGGCCCUCUGAGGCCCAGGAGAAGAAAGCACCUCUGUGCGACUGCACGUGUUUUGGGCUGCCCCGCCGAUAUAUCAUCGCCAUCAUGAGCGGUCUAGGCUUCUGUAUAUCCUUCGGCAUCCGAUGCAAUCUGGGCGUGGCCAUCGUGGGAAUGGUCAACAACAGCACUAUUCACAAAGAUGGGAAGAUCAUCAUCACAGAGAAAGCGAAGUUCAACUGGGACCCAGAGACAGUCGGUAUGAUCCAUGGUUCGUUUUUCUGGGGCUAUAUAGUGACGCAGAUCCCGGGAGGGUACAUAUGCUCGAGACUGGCAGCUAACAGGGUUUUCGGUCUAGCCAUUUUCCUUACCUCGACGCUCAAUAUGUUAAUCCCCUCCGCGGCACGGACGCAUUAUGGACUGGUCAUCUUUGUGAGGAUAUUGCAAGGGCUGGUGGAGGGAGUGACCUACCCAGCCUGCCAUGGGAUCUGGAGUAAGUGGGCUCCUCCUCUGGAGAGAAGUCGCCUGGCAACCACCUCAUUCUGUGGUUCCUAUGCUGGUGCUGUCAUUGCCAUGCCUCUAGCAGGGAUCCUGGUGCAGUACUCGGGCUGGUCCUCUGUGUUCUAUCUCUAUGGGUGCUUUGGGAUCUUCUGGUAUAUGUUCUGGAUCCUUGUGUCGUAUGAAAGUCCUGCUGUGCACCCUACCAUCACCCAGGAGGAACGAGUCUACAUAGAGGAGAGCAUCGGGGAGAGUGCCAAGCUCAUGGGCCCUGCUGAGAAAUUUAAGACCCCCUGGAAAAAGUUCUUCACCUCCAUGCCUGUCUAUGCAAUCAUCGUGGCCAACUUCUGCAGAAGCUGGACCUUCUACCUACUGCUUAUUAGUCAGCCGGCCUACUUUGAGGAGGUGUUUGGGUUUGAGAUAAGCAAGGUUGGCAUGGUGUCUGCCCUGCCCCACUUGGUGAUGACAAUCAUUGUGCCCAUUGGAGGGCAGUUGGCUGACUACCUACGCAGCAGGAACAUCCUGUCUACCACUACAGUUAGGAAGAUCAUGAACUGUGGAGGGUUUGGCAUGGAGGCUACGCUGCUGCUGGUAGUGGGAUUUUCCCACACAAAAGGGGUGGCUAUUUCCUUCCUGGUCCUUGCUGUGGGCUUCAGUGGAUUUGCCAUAUCAGGAUUCAACGUCAAUCACUUAGACAUUGCUCCACGCUAUGCCAGUAUCCUUAUGGGCAUAUCCAACGGUGUGGGCACCCUGUCUGGCAUGGUAUGCCCAUUGAUCGUAGGUGCCAUGACAAAAAACAAGACUCGAGAAGAGUGGCAGUGGGUGUUCCUCAUCGCUGCUCUGGUUCACUACGGGGGAGUCAUCUUCUAUGGCAUCUUUGCCUCUGGAGAGAAGCAGCCGUGGGCCGACCCAGAGCUGACCAGCGAUGAGAAGUGUGGCUUCAUCGAUGAGGAUGAGCUGGCAGAGGAGACGGGCGACAUCACCCAGAGUUACAGUGCCCUGGGCGGCGGUCCGACCAAAACGUAUGGUGCCACUACGCAGAACGGGGGCUGGGCUGACAGCUGGGAUAAGAAGGAGGAGUUUGUCCAGGAAGAGGCAGAGGGAGGGCCGUAUGGCUACAGGCAGGACCAGGACUACUCCUAGAGACAGCAGACACAAUGACCAUCAAACGGUAGACUUAUUUUGUAGUGUUUACCAGUUUAGACGAAACAAGUCAAAAACCAAACAAAAAAGAUAACAACCCAUUGUUGUAUGUUUGCACAAAUUCAAAUCAUUAUUUCAAAAUAUAAAAUUAGUUCAAAACAGGAUUUUAUUGUGCAAAUAAAAAUAUUACUAUAGAGAUGUAACACAUAUCAAAUUGGCAGAUCUAUUUGUAAACGUAAUAUGCAUAUAAAUUAUAGAUAUAUUUAUUUGGAGUGCAAUUGUGUGUAAGUGUGAACCAUUUCCACCUCAUCAAUCUGUGCUUCUUCAUUCUGGAGAUGCCUGUUAUGUACGAUCAGACAAGAUUUAACUGGCUUCCUGGAUCAUCAUGCCUAACUGGUUCUUAUUACAACUCCUCAUGAGCCAGCCAUUGCAGUGUAAAAGAAACAUGUCACUGGUAAAAGGGGACUUAACCAGGAAUGAGACUGUAUGUCUUAGGUUGUACAGUAUCUCUUCUGAAUGCACUGAAAGUAGUGUGUCCUUUUAAUGCACAAUAUCAUUUUCUUUUCUUAUUAUUAUUGGUUUGUUAAACUGUGUCUUUAACACAAAAAGGCAUAAAAAUACAAUAAUGUUUUGAAGAACGACAUAACACUUUCGCCAGCUGAUGUAAAAGUCUUAAGAUGCAUGAAAGAAGAAUAAUGACGAAGCGUUGCUCACGUGUUUACUGUGCCAUUUUGAGAGCUUGGGACUAUACGGUUCUAUCUGCAUUUUCAGAGCUUGGGACUAUACGGUUCUAUCUGCAUUUUCAGAGCUUGGGACUAUACGGUUCUAUCUGCAUUUCUUUCAAAAUGAAGUUAGUGACAUAGCCUUGUUCUGUUCAAUGUUCUCUUCCUAUGUACCCCAAUUCAAGUUGUUAAGUUCAAAAGAAUACAAGAUAUAAAAUAGCUGACACCAUUCAAACCAAUGAGGGUUUGGAACUUUGAAGCCAAUUAUCUCAGAAUCAUCUUCUUACAGAUUGAACCUUGUAGUCCCAAGCUCUCUAUUUCAUGCCUAUAACAAUGUUACAUCUGUUGUUAAAAGUGUACGUUUGGAGGUUACAAACAUUCAUAACUCAGUUAUGUAAUUAUUAUGAUCAUUAUGUCAGUUAAAUUGUGUGGUCAAUUCAAGUCAUUUCAAGGCAUUUCAAUGAGCUUUGUUGUUGUUUAAAGGUAAAUGUUUGUCUGAGGUGACUAAAGAAAAAUAACUAUGAUGUAUAAGAGCACAUGGACAAUAUAACCAAAUGCUGGCCGGCACUAUCAAGGGCCUGUGCAAUGCAGCGAAAGACCAGCCAGCCGAUCCAGAAGUAGCCAAUCAGUAUAUCUACUGUACAGACAGUCCGUCAGCAGGAGAUAUGUUUUGCUAAUGAAAAGGAAACAUUUUUAGACUGGGAUAGUGACCCAGAUAGACAAUGUUGUUAAAGAAAACUAUACCUUACCAGUCCAGGAGGACAAUUAGCCAAGUUGGGGAUUGAGAUUCAUAUUACAUAUACUUGUAAAAACAUUAGAGCAUUACUGAAUAAAAAAACAUGACAGUAUAGCUGUUACUGCCUAUGUAAUGUAUGUCACAUUGAACGUUUACCAUUCCUUAAAGAGUAGGUAGACAAUCAAAAGAGCAGCAAGACAUGAUUUAGCCAGUGUGUAUAGAGUGGGAAUGACCAGUGUAGAGAUACUGGGUUCCAGUCAAUGAUUUAUAUAUACACUAGAUGACUGACAAGGGCCUUGUUUAGAAGCCGCCGCGCCUCCAUCUUGGCACUCCCCAACAAUGUAAAUAAAUAUUUUGGAAGCUAUAAAAAUGCAUUUAUUAAUGCCUACAUUUGUUUUUGCCAUGUUUAUUCUAUUACAGAAACUUUAAUGCAUACUGUUAAAUGAUAUUAUGUGAGCUAAACAUUCCAAAAAAUACAUGUAAAAUGUUUUCCUUAAAAGUAUAAGUUACUGUCCCCAGUACAAAAAAACUACUUAAAUACAUGUAAUUUUGGCCUAUAAAACAUUUAAUUGUAAUACUAUAGAAUUCCAUUAAUUCCAAUGGAGGACUGCUCCUACUGGGAAGUGCCAAUAUGGCUGACCGGUGGCUUCAAAGCCUCUCAUUGACCAGUAGAUAACAUCAGCAAUCCAGGGUUUAUAUACAUCAUUGGUUUCAGUAGCGUGUCAGGGACCUAAACCUGCUUUUCACUGUCUGUCUGUGGAGACCAAAAGUCAGCACUUCACAAUGUAUUUAUGGAAAUGUAUUUAUGCAUGGAACAAAGCCGUAGUCUGAAUGUUCUUACUUUUUAUUUCUUUCACAAAAUGUAUUUUGUCUCUCAAACUGUUACUAAUGUGUCAAUUUCUUUGCACAAUUUACCAAAGGUAACGUGUCAAGCUGGGUUUGAACAGGAGGGCUAUAUACUAAAGGAAUUGCUGGACAUUGCAGUGAAGGCCUCUGUAGGCCUCUCCAGGUGGCGCUAACCAUACUCAGUGUACAAAGCAAUAAAUCCAUGGUAACAGUUGUUGUCAACCAUUGAAAAAUGUAAAACACUAGCAUAUGUAACUAGAGCGUUACUUUUACGUUUCAAGCUGUGUUUUUUGUGAUAUCAAAUAUAGAAAAGAACAAACACAAGUACUUGUAAAAAUAUAAAACCUAUGUAGUUAGAGUCCUCCACACAGCUCUUUGACAUGCUGAUAAUGCAGGGAGUUUGUGAGGGGACUGCUCACCAGAAGAGAAUGAUACCCUGGGCCAUUCCUGUGACAUGGAUGAUGUCUAUCUCCAUAUCUCUAUGGUUCCACUCCUGUUGGUGUCUGCGCAUCCGUUGUUGUUCUGUACAGUUUUCAGUGGUCGUUUUGGAGGGUGUGCUAUUGUUCAGUUUUUUCUCUCUCUCUAAACCCUGUUGGUUUGAUUGAUGUGUGUUCUGUCAGUGGCUGGACCCCUAUUGCCCCCUUAACCAUCUGUCUCUAACUACCUAAACCCCUUUCAUUGUUGCAAUAUUCAAUGAUGUGAAGGUUGUCUGUAAAGGUGAUCUAACAUUUACAGAAAUGGUAGAUGUAUAACAUGAAGUAACGGUACCUUCUUCCUGUUUUGUGCCUCUGAGUGAAGUUACAGUGUGAUUCUAUGGCUUAUUUUGCUGUGUCAAUGGAGAAAUUUGUUGAUGUCAAAAUGAAAUGCUCUAUAUAUCCAUUUUAUAAAAAAACAAAUGAACAA
Messenger RNA from Oncorhynchus mykiss (rainbow trout), 5611 nucleotides. RefSeq names its product vesicular glutamate transporter 2.1. The record is from RefSeq and is a predicted model, not a curated record. Gene Ontology annotation, cellular component: excitatory synapse; synaptic vesicle membrane. Gene Ontology annotation, molecular function: neurotransmitter transmembrane transporter activity; L-glutamate transmembrane transporter activity. Gene Ontology annotation, biological process: synaptic transmission, glutamatergic; regulation of synapse structure or activity; transmembrane transport. NCBI's taxonomy places the organism in Eukaryota, Metazoa, Chordata, Actinopteri, Salmoniformes, Salmonidae.